This is a messenger RNA of Odobenus rosmarus divergens (Pacific walrus), 859 nucleotides long. It is a transcript of the gene PARK7, whose product is annotated as parkinson protein 7. NCBI's taxonomy places the organism in Eukaryota, Metazoa, Chordata, Mammalia, Carnivora, Odobenidae. Bases 192 to 761 code for a protein of 189 amino acids. Gene Ontology annotation, molecular function: protein deglycase activity. Gene Ontology annotation, cellular component: cytosol; nucleus. The record is from RefSeq and is a predicted model, not a curated record. The transcript has 7 exons. Gene Ontology annotation, biological process: guanine deglycation, glyoxal removal; protein deglycation, glyoxal removal.
UGCGUCUGCGCAGUGCGCUUCUGAGGGCCCGAGCUCGGGCGACGUGUGUGCGUGCGUGCGUGCGUGCUCGUGUGCGUCCCCGUUUAGUCCGGUUGUGGUUCGGUCGUCCCCGGCGCGGAAUUGCUGCCGAAGGGGCCGAGGUUCCUUGUCUGUGGGUACAGAGUCGAGUCUUUAAAAAAUACAACAUAAAAAUGGCUUCGAAAAGAGCUCUGGUCAUCCUGGCCAAAGGAGCAGAGGAGAUGGAGACAGUCAUCCCCGUAGAUGUCAUGAGGCGAGCUGGAAUUAAAGUCACCAUUGCGGGUUUGGCUGGGAAAGACCCAGUACAGUGUAGCCGAGACGUCGUCAUUUGUCCCGAUGCCAGUCUGGAAGAUGCAAAAAAAGAGGGACCUUAUGACGUAGUGGUUCUGCCGGGAGGCAAUCUGGGUGCGCAGAAUUUAUCUGAGUCUGCUGCUGUGAAGGAGAUACUGAAAGAACAAGAAAAAAGGAAGGGCCUCAUAGCUGCCAUCUGUGCAGGUCCUACGGCUCUUUUGGCUCAUGAAAUAGGUUUUGGAAGCAAAGUUACGACACACCCACUUGCUAAAGACAAAAUGAUGAAUGGAAGUCAUUACAGCUACUCCGAGAACCGUGUGGAGAGAGACGGCCUGAUCCUCACGAGCCGCGGGCCUGGAACCAGCUUUGAGUUCGCUCUCGCGAUCGUCGAGGCACUGAACGGCAAGGACGUGGCUGACCAAGUGAAGGCCCCGCUCGUUCUUAAAGAUUAGAGCAGACAUCUUUGAUCAGAAGUAGAGAAACAGGCCGUUUGUAAUCAUUCUCGCCACGUUCGCUUGAAGCAAAACGUGCGGUUCCCGUGCAGAGUUUC